AGCGCACCGGAAAGAAAAUAGAAAGAAACAUGUGAAUAGAAAAAAGAAAAGCGAUAACAACUUGUAAAAAUGUUGGUGUGAAUCGUAUAAAACUGGUCAGAACCGAUGCAAGAACCUUCAGUUCCCUUAGUUCUUCAAUCAGUGGCAGACACUCCCGAAAAGGAAACGUAACAUUUAAAAAAUAAGUCGGAAUUGCAAUGGUGAAACUGGUGAGCUUCGUUGCUCUCACGGCCGUUCUUGGUUGUUUUCUACCUGUAACGAAGGUUACAGCCACUUUCUGGGGCGAUUGGGGCAAAGCCGAAUACUGCCCCUUGGGUGAAUGGGUGAUUGGAUUUGCAUUGAAAACUGAGAAACCGCAAGGAGAGGGUGACGACACGGCACUCAACAGCAUUUCCCUGAAAUGUUCAGGGGGAAGUUUGAUUUACUCCACUCAAGCACCUUGGGGAGACUGGGGUAGCAAUUUUAUUUGCCCGGCCGGCAGUUGGCUCGAUUCAUGCCAACUUCGCGUUGAACCUAUGCAGGGAGACGGAGACGACAAGGCGGCCAACAAUUUAAACUGCAAGUGCAGCAACGGAGAGACGUUGAAUGGCGACGGGACCAGUUGGGGCGAUUGGAAGGAAUGGACCAGUCCGUGCCGCGACGGCUUCAUGGCUAUACGGACUCGAGUGGAAGAACCACAAGCAAGUGGAGACGACACGGCUCUCAACGACGUCGAGUUCAUUUGUUGGGAGAAGCGUGAUUCCAGAUAGACGCGUGAAAAACAAGCUACGAUUUUCUUCCAGUCUUAUUUGCUGGGCGAUUCUCUGUAAUUCAUUUUAUUUUUCACUUCUUCUAUUACAUGUUGUAGCAACAAACAUUUCAACGGAUUAUCUUUGCGCUUGUUCAUCAUUACGGAGUGAUACACUGCAGCGUUUGAAGGGAUAACCAGUUGGAUUUCUUGUCAACUGUUUACGGAAUCGAAAAUUCAUUAAGCUGUAUUCAAAUCGCACCAAUCAGAAGCGGAGCCGAAACGAUUUCAACUGAAACG
Molecule: messenger RNA, 1027 nt
Organism: Daphnia pulicaria
Lineage: Eukaryota; Metazoa; Arthropoda; Branchiopoda; Diplostraca; Daphniidae
Product: vitelline membrane outer layer protein 1-like
Exons: 4
Coding region: 198-749 (183 amino acids)
Source: RefSeq, a predicted model, not a curated record